AUGGCAUCCCUCCUAAGACCUCUAAGAACCCAACCCAUCCAUCGAAUACCCCCAUCAAUCAGAACAUAUACAUCCCAUCACUAUCUCCCCAAAGACAUCCCCAUCGAAGAAGAAACCCUCCCCUACUACAACCCCAAGCAAUACUACCCCGUCAACAUAGGCGACAUCUACCAGUCCCGAUACCAAAUCAUAGGGAAACUCGGUUACGGAAGUACUUCUACGAGCUGGGUGUGUCGUGACCUUCGGUUCCUCAAAAUUUCCACUUCAAUACCGAAGAAGGACUCUCAUAACCGCGAGUACAAAGUGUAUGAACAUCUCGCCAACGUAGUUGAAAAGGGAUCUUUACAUCCGGGGCAAUCGUUGAUUCGCGAGGUGUAUGAUUCUUUUGAAUUGCAGAAUGCAGCAGUAUCCGAGGGAGAAGGGAGUAGUAUACACCAAUGUCUCCUCCUCCAACCCAUGACCAUGUCCCUUCACGAUAUGCUACAACUAACCUCUAGACCGUUCGAUCUCCCGCUGUUGAAAAUGACUAUCAAGCGGAUCUUACUCGCGUUGGACUUUUUGCAUGUGGAGGCGGGGGUGGUUCAUACUGAUCUAAAACCAGACAACAUCCUCCUCACCCUCCACGACACUUCCCUCCUCCCCUCCUUCGCCGCCGCAGAAUCCACAUCCCCAAGCCCUAGAAAGGUAUCAGACCCCCCACGUACCAUCUACAAAUCUCGCCCCUUCCCCCCUCCCAAAGGAAGAAACAAGAACUACGGCCUCCCCACGCUCUGCGACUUUAGCGAAGCGCGCAUCGGCACUGUACAGAGGGAUUCAGGACCCUUCAUUCAACCGACUAUUUACCGUGCGCCCGAGAUAUGGACCCUCUUCGAAGGCGAACACCUCUUCGGAAACGACAUAUUCAACCCAGUGACAGGCCACCACGAUCCAUUCCGCCAUGUAGCCCGCAUGGUAGCGGUCAUUGGAUCACCGCCACCGGGGGAGUUUGUAUGUAGGAGUGAGACCACGGCGCAGUGUUUUGAUGAGAGGGGUACCUGGAUUGCGUCCGAUGAAGCGCCUAUCCCCGGGGAUGUAUCUCUGGAGUCAUUGGAAAGGCGCUUGACUGGUACGGAGAAAGAAGUAUUUCUGGGGUUUAUGAGCGAUAUGUUGAAGUGGAUGCCGGAGGAGAGGAGCACGGCGGGGGAGUUGUUGGGGCAUGAGUUUUUGAGGUGA
Aspergillus piperis CBS 112811 is the source of this 1212-nucleotide messenger RNA. RefSeq names its product kinase-like protein. The transcript has 5 exons. Bases 1 to 1212 code for a protein of 403 amino acids. Lineage: Eukaryota; Fungi; Ascomycota; Eurotiomycetes; Eurotiales; Aspergillaceae. The record is from RefSeq and is a predicted model, not a curated record. Gene Ontology annotation, biological process: protein phosphorylation. Gene Ontology annotation, molecular function: protein kinase activity; ATP binding.